Molecule: messenger RNA, 8193 nt
Organism: Suncus etruscus (white-toothed pygmy shrew)
Lineage: Eukaryota; Metazoa; Chordata; Mammalia; Eulipotyphla; Soricidae
Gene: PKD1L1
Product: polycystin 1 like 1, transient receptor potential channel interacting
Biological process (GO): detection of mechanical stimulus
Cellular component (GO): membrane
Molecular function (GO): calcium channel activity; protein binding
Source: RefSeq, a predicted model, not a curated record
AUGGAGGCUGGCCCUGUUGCUUCUAUCUACACUCUGAAUACCUGCUUUGGGGUGCUGAGUUGUAGACCCCUUGAGAGUCAUCUGCAUGGGAGCUGGUUGGAGGAUGCUCGUCCAUUUUCUGCUCUUCUGCUUGGUACUAUCCAUCCCAAAGAUCAGCUCAAAGGAAGCUGGCCAGUUGCCUGCAGCGACUAUGACCAACUCCCACCAGGAGAGACAUUGGUCCCAGGAAUGGUGGAGUCCUCUGAAGACAUUUUUGAUGGCCCAGAAAGGUGUGUCCAGGCUUCUUACCCCCUUUCCUUGCCUAGUGGGAUGACUGUAACAGUGGAAUGCAGGGAUCUCCAACUCUGUCUCUGCAGUCACAGGCUGCCUGCCAAGAAAGUGCAAGUUGAGAUCUGUGCUCAUCUUGUUGAGCCUGUGAGUGCUGAGAACCUGAACUGUGCUCCUUGUGAGCUGGCAGGAAGAGAGGAGAAUCUGGAGGAUGUAGAGAGCAGCCCACUGUCAUUGGCUCCCUGGAAGAAGAACACUUUGAAAACAACUAGUGGAACAAUGGCAAUGGCAGAAAUUAAUGGAAAAGCAUUGAUUCCUCCAGUUUUGGAUACUCAUGCUGAGAGACUGAUUCUGAGGCAUUCCUUUUUCUCUCCCCACAUCUCUUCCAGUCUUCCUUUGAGAGCACUCAACAUUAAUGGCCGCUCAGCAUCUGAGCCUGGAGCUAGAGAACCCUGUGCUUGUCCUUAUCAUCAUGGAGCUCUCCCAGUAUCUGGUCCUGCUGUGACUGUACAGGCCAUCUUUCGUGGCCACCCAGAAACUGACACAGAGACGCCUAGGAAUCUGGGAUUCCGACUUCAUGUGGCUUCCAAGGCAGCUUGGUGUGUGGUGAUGAACUUUGGGGAUAGUUCUAGAGUGCAAGUGAAGACCUACAAUGUGUCUGAGGAAAUGACAGUUACCACCUUCCACUGGUACAGAAAAGGUAUCUAUAUGCUCAAGUAUGUUAUUUAUAAUGGGUGUUAUGAUACUGGAGUGGAACUUGGACCUUAUUAUGUGGAUAUUGGUCAUGAAGCUACCUCUGUGUUUAUGAAUUCCAGCAGUGUGCAUGCAAAUGAAGUUCUUGUUUUUGCUGGCUCCACCCUGGAUGAGAAAUACACUGUUAUUAUGCAUCAUUUUCCAACCAUUUCUUCAUAUAAUGUGUCCUUUGCUUCUCAAAUCCAAGUGAAUAACAACCUGAUGUGGCACAGCACGACUAUUCAGUAUCGGAUGCAGCCCAUCUCUGUCUACACAAAUGGAACUGUGUUUGCCACAGAAACUGACAUUACUUUUGUAUCUGUGACCAAGGAAACAACUCUCCUGGAAUUCAUUUGGUAUUUUGGAGAAGACCCACCUGUGAAAACAACUUCUAGAAACAUUAAGAAAAAACUCCUCAUCCCCCAAUGGUACCACGUGACAGUCAAGGCCACCAAUGGUGUCAGCAGUGUGAUCUCAGAGCCCUAUCGUAUCCAAGUACAGAGAGGAAUCAUUGGCACCCGACUUGCAUCCGCCACAUCAGCACUGGUGAAUGCCAGUGUAAUCUUUGAGUGCAGAAUCAAUGUUGGAACUGACAUUUCUUACCUGUGGAGCUUUGGAGAUGGUACCGUUGAGUUGGGGAACAGUACUACCAGCCAUAUCUACAGCAGGUAAAGCACAGGGGAAGGAGAAUUUAUGGUGGAUGUUCUUGCCUUUAAUAACAUCAGUGCCACUUCCCUUAGAAAGCACUUGUUCAUCACACUCAAGCCCUGCCAACCACCCCCAGUGAAGACUCUGGGACCUGGGAAAGUGCAGAUAUGGUCUGGGCGGUCUCAACCGGUGGAGCUAACAGUGACAUUUGAAGCCACCAUUCUCUGUGACAUCUCUCGAGGUCUUUCGUACAGCUGGCACCUUAAAAAUUCAUGGGGAUGGCCAGGUACCCUGCCUCCUAGAUGUCAGCACACACACACAGACCUUCAUUCUGCCCAGAUAUUUUUUUGGGAGCCUGGGAACUACACUGCUUUGGCCAAGGUUCAAGUGGAAGGUAGCUUUGUGUACAGUAACUACUGUGUGGAGGUGGAGGUGCGGGCCCGGGCUCCAGUCAGUGUCAUCUCUGAAGGAACACACCUGUUCAUCUCGCGGACCCACCCAGCCAGCGUCAUCCUCAGGGGAUUCCAGUCCUAUGACCCAGACUAUCCUGAUGCCAUUCUCAGGUAUUACUGGGCAUGUACUGUGCCAAGUGCUCAGGGGCACCCUUGCUUCAUUGCCUCCUCUCCACACAACCUGGACACCACAACUUCUACUCUGAUCUUUACAGCAAACUCCCUUAGAGACAGUUAUGACCAGUUUAUCGUCUCACUAACAGUGUCUAGUGCUGGCCGGAACUCUUCAGAGGCGCAUAUAUUUCUAUCUACUCACUCUGAUCCUGAAUUCAGAUUCAUCCACAUCUCUUGGGUUGACUUUAAAGGUAUCUUUGUUAAUUGGAAUGAAGAAAUUUCUUUUCAAGCUGAAUGUGAAGACUGCAAUGAAAUAACAAAUCUUUCUUACUCCUGGGAUCUCUUUUUAGUGAAUGCAACAGAGAAGAAGGGUUUUGAAGUUCCCUUUUGUAGAACAGUGGGACUACUGGAAUCUUCCAAAUUUGGGGCUGCUUCCAAGCUAUUAGAGUUGGAUUCACUCUCUAAGGAGCAAAAUACAGCUGACCCUUAUGUAAUGACCUCACCCUACUCAUUGGAGGGAUUGCCAAGGGCUCAAAGCCAACCCAACCUUACAGCUACAGAAGGACUCUCUGUGGAACCUACAGACAGCACAUACCAGACUUCUUUAUUUAGCAGCACAGUGGCACUAAAUGAUGCCUCUGGGAACAAGGAAUCUCUAGCAUCUAACCACUGGCCAUCAGAGAACUAUUCCUUUUACCUGCCUGACUUUGAAGCCUAUUACAAUGAUAUUCAAGAAGAAAUUCCAUCCAAAGGAAGACAACCAGCCAGGAGGAUCAACCUUCCUGAAUUAAGCCAAAGUGAGACUGAUGAUAAGGACCACGGUGAUGGGGAUAACUUACUGGGCCCCAUCCUUCCUUCCAGUCAUGCCAGGCCCACCCUCCUAGUGGACUGGCCCAAGUUCCUGCUCAGCCGAAGUAUUUUCCAUGGCUACACGUCUUCUGGAACCAUGGAGCAGCGUGUGACAAUAAAGCCAUACUCACUGAAUCCUGGAGAGACAUACGUCUUACAAGCAUCUGUGGUUUCAAAGCACCACAUGCUGGGGAAAGCUCAGCUAUACUUGACCAUCAACCAGGCUCCAAAGGAUGUGUCCUGCCAGGUGCAACCCUCUCAUGGCCUGGAGGCCCAGACUAUCUUUAGUGUCUUCUGCAUGUCAGGAAGACCGGACUUUCGUUAUGAAUUUAGUUAUCAGAUAGGCAACUCAUCCAAACACACCUUGUAUCAUGGCAGAGAUGUUCAGUAUUACUUUGCUUUGCCUGCUGGAGAGCCCUUGAAUAAUUAUAAAGUCCUGGUGUCCACUGAGGUCACAGACGGCCAAGGCUCUCGGGUACAGCCAUGUACUGUGGAGGUCACUGUACUUCCACAUUUCUCUGGCUCUCACUGCCCAGAUGAAGACUUGUAUAAUUCCAGCCUAAAAUAUCUAUCUACCCUCCAGUUAAUGGGAAAUUACUUAGAAAUCAGGAAUUAUAUCACGAUGAUUAACAGAAUCCUAAGUCGUUGGACAAAAGAAGUAAAAAGUUCAUCAUGUAUCCAAUGGUCGCAGAUACAAAAUACAUUCAUUUCUUCUGUAUGCAAACUAGAAUUUACAAACCAGGAAGAAAUGAUUGAUUCUAUUCUUAUGUUAAGGGACCUCAUCCAGUUUCCUAAUAAGUUAAGUUUUAAAAAUACAGUUCACAUAUUCAAAUACAGCCGAAUGAUGCUCACACAAAACCAACACUCAGCAAAGUUUGUGGCAGACAGAAGGUCCAUGGCUGAGCUCAUCCUUCUUAUAGCUGAGGUUUUGGAAGUAUCUGAUGAAGGAAAAUCAAGAAGUGUUAACUAUUUACGAGAAGAAGGAAACAAGAUUAUCUCAGAUAUAUUGUUGGGCUGCCUCUUUUUGAACAACGGUAGUGAGCUCUGUAUGAGCACCAAACAGAUGGAAUUCUGUGUGCUGUUUCACCAUGAGCAACAGAGCUCUGUGCAGAGACUGGGUUCUAUCCAGGUGCAUUUACCUGCUGUCGUGGCUCCUCUCAGUCCUUCUGCAACAGAAAUGCAGCGUUUCUGCUGUAUCCAGCUAACACUCUUCAAGAAGAAUCCAUUUCUAGAGAGACCAGAUCCUAGUCAGAUUGGUCAAGUUAUAUCCGUCUCCCAGUACAACUGUUCUAGCAGAAGGCCCAUCAGCAGACAGCGACUAAGGAAUCCUUUGACUGUGGAAUUCAGAGCAGAAGAUGGCCUGGAAAAUAAGAGAAAGAAAACAACAUUUGUAUUGAAUCAGGAUAAAAUGACUUUUCAUAAGUUUUGGGGACUUUCUGAAAAUCCCUUGGAAUCUCUACAGAUAAGAAUAGAAUUUUCUAAGCCCAUCACAAGUACUUUCCCGGUCAUGAUUCUGGUAAGGUACUUUGAAAAACCAACUUCCUCAGAUUUUCUUGUAAAACAGAUACACCUCUGGGAUACAAGCAUUAUAUAUAUUUAUCUCCCUGCUGUUUCACAUAAAGGUCCAAACUUCGGGUAUUUGUCCUUAUUAGAUGCUGACUAUGACAGAACACCUCUAUACAAAUCUUUUGCUAAGUCAGUAAAUUAUUCCAUACAUUUCCACUGGCUUCAGUGUAUAUUUUGGGAUUCAAGAGAGUGGAAAUCUAAGGAAUUCUCUCCGCAGCCAGGAACGUCUCCUGAUAAAGUGAACUGCAGCUACAGUCACCUGGCAGCAUUCACUCUCGCAAGAAGAAAAGUAAAUGCCAGUUUUGAAGAGAGUGACAUUUCCAUAUUACGGAGACACCCAGAAAAUCUACUUCCCAGCAUUGUUAUUGUUAUUUUUAUGAUCCUUUAUGCCUUGAUGGUCAUUAAAAGUAAGCGAGUAGAUCACCGUGAAAAAAAGAAAAUGGGUUAUAUCUUUUUGCAAGAAAAUGUCCCUCUCGACCACCAGUUGUAUGCUGUGGUCAUUGACACUGGUUUCCGGACCCCUUCUCACUUUAGUGCAAAGGUCUACAUUGUUUUCUAUGGAGAAAAUGGACUUUCUGAGCCAAAAGAACUUUAUUGUCCAGAGAAGCCCCUGUUUGAAAGCAAUUCCAGACAUACUUUUAUUCUGAGCGCCCCAGCAAUGCUAGGACCCCUCCAGAAAAUCCACCUUUGGCACGACAGCUCCGGACCUUCUCCUGCCUGGUUUGUGAGCCACGUCAUGGUGAAAGAGCUGCUCAGGGCACAGGGCCAGUGCUGCUUCUUCCGUGCGGAGAGCUGGCUAGCAGUGAGCCAGGGCGAUGGCAGUGUGGAGCGGGAGUUGACCUGCCUGUACCAGGGUCUUGGCUUCUGGAAGCUUUUAUACUCCAAAUUCACCGAAUAUCUUGAGGACUUCCACGUGUGGGCCUCCGUGUACAGCCGGCCCUCCUCCAGUCACUACCUGCACACACCUCGACUCACUGUGGCCUUGGCUUUGCUGUGUGUGUAUGCAUGGCUUUCGGCCCUGAUGGUUGCUGCGGGACAAGAACAGCUCCUGCCGGGUGCCAGCACCACUUACUUCACUCUUGGAUACUUCCAGAUGGGUUUCCUAUGCAGCCUCCUCAUAUCUCCGGGGGCCCAGCUCUUGUCCCUGCUCUUCAGGCUCAGCAAGGAAUCCAGUGGGGAUUUCAGAGCAGAGCCACUUCUGCCCCAGAGAGGAGAGCAGACAGAAGCAUUUCAGGACACUAAUUUCCUGAGAAGGAUUCCAGAUGCCCACGAGACAUCCAAGAAAAACCCAUCAGCUGAUCUUUCUGGCUGUAUUGGAACCCAGAAGAGGAUAACCAGCCUCAGUGGCAUCGGCCAUCUGCCUCCUGACCUAGAAGUCUAUGGGAAUGACCUUAGUCAGUUGGCUCUAGGAGAGAAGAGUGAUUUUGGCGCUCUUAAUUCACACAGUAACAUUGCUGCCCCUCAAGUUAGCCUUGAAGCACUCGCCACAUGCUGGCCUUGGUGGGGCUCUUUAGCAUGGACUGUUUGUGGAAUAAUUUCUGUGGCCUGUGGCCUGGGGACAGGAUUCCUGGGAUUUAGAUUUGGAAUAGCACAAUGUGUCCAGUGGAUGUGCCUGCUGACCGUCUCCAUCUUGUGCUGUGUCUUCCUCACCCAGCCAUUCAUGAUUGGCCUUGUGGCAUUAGCUUUUGCUUGGAAAAGGAAAGAUGACAAGCACUUUUUCACUGAGUCUUUGCAUGCUGCUACCAAGUAUCUGGAUUCUGAAUUAGUUGCAUCACCCAAGACCUGCACACCCUUAUCUUCCUUUUGUAGUAUUCCCAACUAUUCAAGUGAUGUUGGAAAGAUCUUGGCUGCAAGACACCAGGCACGGCGAUUGCGUUGGGCACGUCCACCUUCCCUGGCCCAGCUCAGAGUCACACGAACUAGGAUGAGAAGAGAGAUGAGAACCCAUCAGGCACUGAGAGAUAUUUCCAUGUAUACCCUCAAGUUGCUACUGUUUUUAUUUAUAAUUUAUGAAAAAUUCUCCCAGGAUGAAUAUUUUCUCAAUCAAGCUCUCAGGAAUGAAUUUACACGAAAUAUGAGACAUUCCUUGGGUAGCCUGAGGAGUGUGGAUGACUGGUGGCACUGGAGCCUGACCACGUUGCUCAAUGGCUUGUACCAAGAAAGCUACUCUACAGCCAACACAUCAGGUAUCCAGCCCAUGGCUCUGGGAGGAAAGUGUUACUUAAUAAGCACUUUGACCAUUAAACAGCUAAAAGAAUCUCCUGGUAGUCUCUGCAAAAUUCUAAGUUCAUUUCCAGCGCUUCUCCAAGAUUCUUUCCCCACACUUAAUCCCAGAAUUGAAGACCCUAAGAUUCUCUCCAUGAUGGACCCAGAGAUCCAGAUUAUAACUGGGAGUUGCAUGGAUGAUUGUGAACUCAGUCUGGGCAGGACAAGGCCCGUCGUUCAAGAGACCUUGAUGGGCCUCAAGACCAGAAAAUGGAUUGACCAUAGAACCAAGACUGUGUCUAUACAUUUCUCCCUCUACAACCCACCAACUCAACUAUUCUCAAGUGUAUCAUUGAUUUCAGAGGUUCUCCCUUCUGGGAGACUCACCAUCUCUGCCCUAGUAGAGUCCUUUACCAUCUUCCAUAGCAACUCAUCCCUGCAACCCUACAGAAUUCCUCUUGAGCUAGUUUUCCUGGUACUCAACCUGAUUCAACUCUGCAUUGAACUCUAUGGCAUGACUGAGAAGGGUGUCCACAACUAUUUUCAAAGACCAAGGAACUGGCUAGAGUUAUCCAUAGUAGGAACCUGCCUUGCCUACCACAUAACCUCCAGCCACUGCCCCACUGUUACUGGAGAAGUGAUGGACCAGUUACGCAAAGGGCUUUUUCAAGGGUUUGUGGACCUUAGUCAUAUAACCAUAUGGAAUCAGAGGACAAGAUGGCUCCAAGGAAUCCUUUCCUUCCUCCUGAUGCUGAAAUUCCUUUGUCUUCUUGGCAUCCAAAAGAUAAUGGCAUUUAUGCACCUCUCACUCUUUGCAUCAGGGCUUGUGGGUGUCCUGAUGGUAGUUGCCCACUUCCACCUUCAUGAAUUUCUGCACUUUACCAAGGAUCUGACUUCUGGAACAUCUUCAGAAACCUUCUACAAUCACCUAUUUCAUUUUCAAAGAAGUCAAAGAGAUGCUUCCUUUGGAUCUUCCAUAUAUGAGCAGCAUUCCAAGGCUUGGUGUUAUGGGGAAGGAGUCAUUUUUAUAUUAAUGACAACUGUGUGGUUUGGAAUGUUGAGAAGUUCUCUCAUGAUUCUUGCCCAAAACAGAAAGUUUUUUCAACGCAGAUUUCUUAUUAUGCACAAAGAUGUCCCUGCCUAUCUGUGGAGAAAGGUGCUCACCCUCCUCGGAAGGACCAAAAUGGAAGAGACCAAAGUGACUGGGAAUCAUAAUUACUUCCUAGAUGAAUUUGAAGAUCUUUUAGAUGAACUUUUGUUGAAAAUCAAUGGUUUAUCAGAUUGUUUAGAAUUUUCUCUUUUACAACAACAGACUGAAUAUAUGGGGGAAGCCAGUAUAGAAGAUAAUUCUUUGGUGUAA